AGCAAAAUGAAGACUGCCCUAAUUUUGCUCAGCCUUUUGGGAAUAGCCUGUGCUUUCUCAGUAAAAAACUUAUACCGAAGGGUCAAAUUAGAGGAUUCUGAAGAAAAUGCGGUCUUCAAUCAUAGACAUCGAUAUUAUAUUUACAAAUAUUCUUACCUUUACCCACCUCUAAAACGAAUUCCAGUUCAGCACAAUGGUGAUUCAUCUGAGGAAGGUGAUGGUGAAAGCUCAGAAGAGGAGGAAGAGGAAGAGGAAGAGACUUCAAAUGAAGAAGAAGAAGAAGAAGAAACAGAGUCUAAUGGAAGUGAAGAAUCUACCACUGUAUCUGCUAUUACACCUGGAUAUGGAGAGGACAAUACCACUGCAAGUGUGGAUGUGGGUUUAGCAGCACUUCAAAUUCCAAAGAAGGAAGAAGAAAGUAAAAAUAAGAACGUUACAAAAAAGGAAGAAAGUGAUGAAGAAGAAGAGGAGGAAGAGGAAGAGGAAGAGAACGAAGAAAGUGAAGCUGAAGUAGAUGAAAAUAACGAAGGAGGCAAUGGUACCAACCAUGAAAAUGCUGAAGGAGAAAAUGGAAAUGGGAACAGUGGGACAGAGGAUGGAGAAGAGGAAGAGGAAGUAGAAAAUGGCACUGAAGCCACGGAAAAUGAAGAAGAGGCCAGCAACAGCACCGAAGCGACGACCUUUCUGAAUGGCAGGUAUGAGUCUACUACCCUUUCAAAAGGGGAUAAUGGAGUUACUCCCCUUCCAUAUGAGGAAAGCACCAGCAAUCUUUAUGAUGGAGGAUAUGAAGAACCGAUCACUAAUGAAUAUGAUAAUGGCUAUGAAGUCUAUGAAAAUGAGAAUGCAGAACCACGUGGUGACAAUUACAGAACAUACGAGGAUGAAUACAGCUACUACAAAGGGCAUGCGUACAAUGGCUAUGGAGGUCAAGAUUACUACUAUCACCAGUAA
Messenger RNA from Trichosurus vulpecula (common brushtail), 951 nucleotides. RefSeq names its product integrin binding sialoprotein (gene IBSP). Bases 7 to 951 code for a protein of 314 amino acids. NCBI's taxonomy places the organism in Eukaryota, Metazoa, Chordata, Mammalia, Diprotodontia, Phalangeridae. Gene Ontology annotation, cellular component: extracellular region. Gene Ontology annotation, biological process: ossification; cell adhesion; bone mineralization. The transcript is spliced from 6 exons. The record is from RefSeq and is a predicted model, not a curated record.